This is a messenger RNA of Raphanus sativus (radish), 1499 nucleotides long. Its product is annotated as ATP phosphoribosyltransferase 1, chloroplastic. Gene Ontology annotation, cellular component: cytoplasm. The transcript has 11 exons. NCBI's taxonomy places the organism in Eukaryota, Viridiplantae, Streptophyta, Magnoliopsida, Brassicales, Brassicaceae. Gene Ontology annotation, biological process: L-histidine biosynthetic process. Bases 96 to 1310 code for a protein of 404 amino acids. The record is from RefSeq and is a predicted model, not a curated record. Gene Ontology annotation, molecular function: magnesium ion binding; ATP phosphoribosyltransferase activity.
AUCAAGAAUCUGUAAUCAGUAUCUGCCCACAGUUGCGACCUUCUUCUGUUCAAUAAAAAACCUCUUCACUCUCACCAAGAGCCACCACCAUAGCAAUGUCUCUCCUUCUCCCUGCCAAUUUACAACAAUGCCCUUCUCCCUCCCUCUCGCCGUCAACCCCACUCUUCUUCUCCCCGUCUUCUUUCUCCUUCGUCGGAACUCGCCUGAGAUGCCGCCUCAGAUUGGUUACUUCCUGCGUCACCUCCGUUCAAAGCACCGUCGCUAAUGGUUCAGCUCCAGCUCCCGUUGUCGUGGAGCGAGAGCAGAUUCGUCUCGGUCUUCCUAGCAAAGGACGCAUGGCCGCCGACUCCAUCGAUCUUCUCAAGGACUGUCAACUAUUUGUCAAACAAGUCAAUCCUAGGCAAUAUGUUGCACAAAUUCCCCAGUUACCAAACACAGAAGUCUGGUUUCAACGUCCAAAAGACAUUGUCAGGAAGUUACUCUCAGGAGAUCUGGAUCUAGGUAUCGUUGGUCUUGACACACUUAGUGAAUAUGGUCAGGAAAAUGAAGAUCUUAUCAUUGUCCACGAAGCUCUCAACUUUGGAGACUGUCAUCUGUCCAUUGCGAUACCCAACUACGGGAUUUACGAGAACAUAAAUUCUCUCAAGGAGCUAGCUGAAAUGCCACAGUGGAGUGAGGAGAGACCAUUGCGUGUUGCUACUGGCUUCACUUAUCUCGGUCCCAAAUUCAUGGAAGCAAACGGCAUAAAGCAUGUAACGUUUUCAACUGCAGACGGAGCCCUGGAGGCAGCUCCGGCGAUGGGGAUAGCUGAUUGCAUUUUGGACCUUGUGAGUAGUGGGACAACACUCAAAGAGAACAACUUAAGAGAGAUUGAAGGAGGGGUUGUGCUAGAAAGUCAGGCGGCACUUGUGGCAAGCAGAAGAGCAUUGACCGAGAGAAAAGGAGCAUUAAACACUGUACACGAGAUUCUCGAGAGGUUGGAGGCCCAUCUUAAGGCGGAUGGCCAAUUCACUGUUGUUGCAAACAUGAGAGGAAAUAGUGCUCAAGAAGUGGCUGAGCGUGUGUUGAGUCAACCAUCAUUGUCUGGAUUGCAGGGACCAACAAUAAGCCCAGUUUACUGUAAACAAGAUGGAAAAGUAUCGAUUGACUACUAUGCCAUAGUGAUUUGUGUGCCAAAAAAGGCCUUAUACGAGUCUGUGAAGCAACUAAGAGCGGUGGGUGGCAGUGGGGUAUUAAUUUCACCUCUUACCUACAUCUUUGAUGAGGAUACUCCAAGAUGGGGUCGACUCUUGAGAAAACUCAAGCUUUAGAUGUUACCUUUUAUGAAAACCUUUGGUGUAAAUCUCUGGGUUAGUACCUGCGUGUUAAGUGUCAACUAUAUAGUUCUGUUUCUUCUCUCGUUGCUGUUGUAAUUUCUACCUUGCUUUUCUGUAUGGAUCCUGUGGUGAACUGCUGGAACAAUAAUAAAAGAAAUAAAAGAUUGUGUUUGUUUUACAGCU